AAUCUACCACCCCACGGCAUCAUCGUCCAAACAUAAGCAAACCGAACGACGCCGUAAGCGGAUCUCAAAACGUCGGGUUUUUGUUUCUGAAGGGAAACGCAAUCGAAUGCCCAGUACUGAUCCUAGCCCGAGCUCCAAUUGACAGCAAUGGCGUCGGUCAUCGCCUCUCGGCCACGGCCACGGCCAGCGCACACACAGGGAACCACGCGCUGCGCAUACACGCCCGACGGCUCCAGACUGGUCACGGUCGGUUCCAACAAUACAAUCCGCCUUUACAAGACAGGCUUCGACGGCGAGCCCACCAAUAUCGACGACUGCCAGGAACAGAAUCUGGCCGUGGCCAGCAGCAACGACUUCUUCGUCGCCGGCGCCGAAGAUGGCACCGUCAGCUACUACUCGCUCGCCACCAACAUGUUCGACAAGUUCCUGCUGCGCACCUCGCUGCCCGUCCGCGACGUCGCCCUCUCACCCGACAACAAGUGGUGCGCCGUGGCCAGCGACGAGCUGACCGUCAAGCUGGUCCACAUCGAGGACAACACCAAGCUGCUCACCCUGAAGGAGCACGGCAAGCCGACCAAGCAUCUCUCGUACGAUCUCAAGGGCAGCAUGCUUGCCCUGUCAUGCACCGACGGCAUCAUCUAUGUCUACUCCCUGACCGCUGAGCACCCGGAGCUCAUCCGCAAGGUGGACGGCGUCAUUGGCCGGACGGAAACCGAGUCGGACGCUUCCUGCAGGGCGAUAUGGCACCCCGACGGGCGGGCAUUUGCGGUGCCAACUCCGACGAGAGAGAUCCAAGUAAUCUCAAAGAACGACUGGGAGAAGCAGCGCGUCUUUUCGAAGGGCCAUGACGGGGAUAUCACCGCCCUGGCCUGGUCGCCAAACGGCGCCUUGCUCGCCACGGCGGGGAAGGACAGAAGGCUGUUACUGUGGCAGACCAAGGACCAGACCGUCAUUGCGAGAUACGAGUAUCCGAACGUCAUCGAUAUUGCUUGGCACCCGUCCAAGAACCUGGCCUCCUUCACCACUUCAGACGGCGAGGUCUUCAUCUGCGACGACUUCGUCCCUGAGCAAUUUGCCUCGUUGCUGAGGCUACCCAAGCAGCCCGCCCCGUUCAUCCAUGACCCUCUCGAAGAGUUUGGUGCGCACGGCCGGAGGUCGGAGCCUAACGGUGCCGGCGGUCUUCCCUCACGCCCGCGACGGGGCUCCGUCGACAGUUUGGAUGACCUCCUGGACGACGAUGACCUGGCGGACGAGGACGACGGCUUCGUCGUUGAUGACGAUGGAGCGGGGUACACGCUAAACGCCGCUCGGAAACGGGCAGCCGACGAUGACGGCUUGUACGGACAACGCCCCAGCAAGCGCGGUAACUUUGUCCAGCCGCAGCUCCACCCGCCAUUUCAACCCGGUUCAACCCCUUGGCGCGGCAACCGCAAGUACUUGUGCCUGAAUCUCAUCGGGUUCGUAUGGACCGUGGACCAGGAUUCUCACAACACGGUGACGGUGGAGUUCUACGACCACGAAUUCCACAGGGACUUCCAUUUCACCGACACCUUUCUCUAUGACAAGGCCUGCUUGAACGAAAAGGGCACGCUCUUCUCGUGUCCGCCGAAAGACGACGCCCCGGCCGUGGUCUUCUAUCGCCCCCACGAGACCUGGACACAGCGGAAUGACUGGCGCAUAGAGCUGCCCAAGGGCGAAGCCGUCGUGGCCAUGUCGCUAAGCGACACCUUCAUCACCGUCACGACGACCGCCAACUACGUCAGGAUAUACACGCUCUUUGGCAUCCCUUAUCGCGUCUAUCGACCCAAGAGCACGCCCAUCGUCUCGUGUGCGAGCUGGAGGGACUACGUCUUAACCAUGGGCAACGGCCCCGUCGGCGCAGAUGGCAUGUGCCGGUUGCUCUACACAAUCGAGAACAUUAAGCGGGACGAGAUAUGCCAAAAUGAAGACACGGUGGCGCUGCCCGAGGGAGCCACUGUGAAGAGUGUCUUCUUCUCCGACAACGGGGACCCUUGUAUCUACGACUCAACCGACACGCUUCUGACCCUGCUCCACUGGCGCGAGCCCUCGCGCGCCUAUUGGGUCCCCCUCCUCGAUACCAAACUCCUCCCGCGCCUCGCCUCGGGCCGCAAGCACGAGAACUACUUCCCCGUCGCCGUCGCCGACAACAAGUUCCACUGCAUCAUCCUCAAGGGGGGAGACCAAUACCCUUAUUUCCCGCGCCCGCUCCUCUCCGAGUUCGAUUUCUCUAUCCCCCUCACGUCCGCCCCCUCCUCCAAGAAGAAGAGCAAGAAACAGUCGAGGGCGUCCGGGUCCCGCAACAAGCCGGACGACGAAGACGAGGAAAUGCUCUCCUCGCCUUCUGCGGAGGAAUCCGACGCCGACGCGGACGGAGAAGAAGAAGGGCAGGAGGACGCGGCCGAGUCGGAAGCGCUGGCGCUGGCGCAGGGCUACCUGCUCAAGUCGCUCCGCUCGGCGCAGCUCGCCGACCAGCUCGCCCACACGCGGUCGACGGCGUCGCAGCGGGCGCUGCUGGCGCGGCUGGAGCUGGACAUCGACAAGACGCUGAUCCAGAUGCUGGCGGCCGAGUGCCGGGCCGGCGGCGAGGAGCGCGGCAUGCGCGCCCUGGAGGUGGUGCGGCUGAUGCGCGACCGCAGCGGCAAGAUGAUCGAGGCGGCCAUCAAGGUCGCCGAGCGGUACGGGCGCGAGCUGCUGGCCGGCAAGAUCCGCGAGUGGGGGGAGAGGCGGAUCGCUGGCGGCGGUGGUGGUGGUGCGGACGGGGAUGGCGGCGAGGAUGAGGACGAGGAUAACGACGAUGGAUAUGGGUUCUAGAGGCGAGCGAAGGACUGCGCAUUGGGCAGCAACAGUCUCCAAAGGGCGUGCUCGGUUCCUUCUUUUUGUUUGAUCUGCCCCCUGUGUGUGUCCGGGCCGGGUUCCCGCGAC
Molecule: messenger RNA, 2943 nt
Organism: Thermothelomyces thermophilus ATCC 42464
Lineage: Eukaryota; Fungi; Ascomycota; Sordariomycetes; Sordariales; Chaetomiaceae
Exons: 2
Coding region: 148-2832 (894 amino acids)
Biological process (GO): DNA repair; DNA-templated DNA replication; mitotic cell cycle
Cellular component (GO): nuclear replication fork
Molecular function (GO): protein binding; chromatin binding
Source: RefSeq, a predicted model, not a curated record